AAAAUGGAGAGUUGAACUCUUAUUAAAGCAUUCCUGUAAUGCCUCUGUAGAUCACCAGAAAUUACAGAUUAGACACCUGAACAAUGCUGCUGCAUCCAACACUGAUCACUUUUGCUCUGGGAAUAUCCCUGCUAAAAACAUCCACUGCAAGUCCAAGCCAGAGUGUUCAAAAAUGGGAUCCAAAUGCAUGUGCAAUAGUUGUAUGUGGACCUGCUCAGAACGGAUUACCAGGCAGAGAUGGAAGAGAUGGGAAGGAAGGCCCUAAAGGAGAAAAGGGAAGUCAAGGAUUACAAGGAUUAAAGGGGUCACAAGGUCCCCCAGGAAAGAUGGGCCCUGGUGGACUAGUAGGAGGGAAGGGCUCACCAGGAGAAAAAGGCACAAAAGGAGAUAUUGGAGCUAGAGGAUUACAAGGAGUCCCAGGUUUGAAGGGUAACCCAGGCAAUGUGGGCCCUUCUGGGCCAAAAGGGGAUAAGGGUUCACCAGGCGAAAAAGGAGUAAAAGGGGAGAGAGGCCUGCCAGGAACUACAGGUUCACAGGGCCAGCCAGGAAUCGCAGGCUCCCCUGGGCCAAAAGGGGACAAAGGUUCAGUAGGUGAAAAGGGAGCAAAAGGAGACAAAGGAGACAGAGGGUUACAAGGAAGCUCAGGUUUACAGGGCCCCAAAGGGCAAAUUGGUUCUCCUGGGCUAAAAGGUGAUAAAGGUUCAGUAGGUGAAAAAGGAACAAAGGGAGACAGUGGACUAUCAGAGAUCAAUCUCCUUAAAAGACAAGUAAGUACUUUGGAAGGGCAGCUGAGAGCUCUGCAAAGCAGCUUCUCCAAGUACAAACAAGUUAUAAUGUUCCCGAAUGGCAGAAUUGUUGGUGAAAAGAUAUUCAUGACCAGUGGCUAUGAAGGCAACUUUGACAGUCUGAAACAAAGGUGUUCCCAAGCUGGAGGCCAGCUUGCUUCUCCUCGGAAUGCCGCCGAGAAUGCAGCCAUCCAGCAGAUAGUUGUUUUGUACAACAAAUCAGUGUUUCUUGGGAUAAAUGAUAUUCAGACAGAGGGUCGUUUCAAGUAUCUAAAUGGAGAAAACAUUGUGUAUUCCAACUGGCAAACAGGGGAACCAAAUAAUGACAAAGGUAUUGAGGACUGUGUAGAAGUCUAUUCAAGCGGAAAGUGGAAUGACAAAUCCUGUGGAGAGAAACGGCUAAUUGUGUGUGAAUUUUAAACCACCUGUCAUAUUGCCUUUGUUUCACUUGAUGGAAGUGACAAAAGAUGUAGUAUGUUAGAAUCAAAUAUCUAGGGGCUUUUAAAGGGGCUUUUAAAGGAUAUCAAAGUUCAAAACAAAAUCAUCAGAUUCUGCUUGUUGUGCUAAACAAUGUUAGUUCAAGUAGAAGGUAGUUUUCCUUCAUGUACUGAGUCUGAUAAAAUCCAAAUAAGUAGAUGCAACCCCAUGCAGAAGGAUACAUUGAUGGAUUAGUCUCCUAGGAAAUACAAGACAGACUUGACAUUGUUCUGACUGGCCACAAGAGGUCACCUGUAUGGCUAAUGAACAUGCUUGGCAGUGCAUUCUCUUGCUUGGUUAACAUUUAUUAUUUAUUUUUCUAUUGCUGUACUCCAGAGACACUCCAUUCUAGGUUAGAGUUCAAUUGUGCAAGGAGCUGUACAAACACAAGGAAGACAUAGCCCCAAAGAGCUUAUAUUUGACUUUAAGAAGUAUUCUGUGCUUCUCUACUUGGAAUUAUUUCAGGACAUAUUUGUGUUAAAACAUGGAUCUGUUUGUUGAAAUGUAUAGUGACCUGAGAGGAAUAUAAGCCACCACAUUUUUUUA
Messenger RNA from Mauremys reevesii (Reeves's turtle), 1808 nucleotides. Its product is annotated as pulmonary surfactant-associated protein D-like. Bases 84 to 1205 code for a protein of 373 amino acids. The transcript is spliced from 8 exons. NCBI's taxonomy places the organism in Eukaryota, Metazoa, Chordata, Testudines, Geoemydidae. The record is from RefSeq and is a predicted model, not a curated record.